This is a messenger RNA of Lolium rigidum, 2339 nucleotides long. RefSeq names its product F-box/kelch-repeat protein SKIP4-like. Bases 1145 to 2188 code for a protein of 347 amino acids. Lineage: Eukaryota; Viridiplantae; Streptophyta; Magnoliopsida; Poales; Poaceae. The transcript has 4 exons. The record is from RefSeq and is a predicted model, not a curated record. Gene Ontology annotation, molecular function: protein binding.
UGAAUCAAAAGGACGGUAUCUGAGUAAGGCAGCACUUGAAAAAGUCCUCCUUCAUUGAUUACACAUCCUAAACUGAUCAUAUAUUCUGAGCAAACAACACUGCAAUUGUGAAUUAAAAGCAGUUACCCCUUUUUGUUCUUUUAGAGCAGCCGGUAUCCUUUUUUUUGUCAUGUUUUCUUUCUUGAAAUAUUGAGUGCAUCUACCUGUUUGCUGUGAUGAAUCACAAGGACGGUAUCUGAGUAAGGAAACUCUUGAAAAAGUCCUCCUUCAUUGAUUACACAUCCUAAACUGAUCAUACAUUCUGAGCAAACACAUGCAAUUCUGGAAUUAGAAUGAAUUCACUAGUUGUUUGUGCGUUUCGAGCAAACUGCUAUCUUUUCGUUUUUACGUUAUCUGUCUUGAAAUAAUGAGCACUCCCAUUUGUUUGCUAUGAUGAAUCACAAGGACGGUAUAUGAGCAAGGCAGCUCUUCAAAAAGUUCUCCUUCAUUGAUUAUGCAUCCUAAACUGAUCAUAUAUUCUGAGCAAAUGAUUUCUGAUAAACGGCUACUAAUAUGGUUGUCGGACUCCUGUCAUGCACCUUCUAAUUUAUAAGCAUGUUCUCCAAUUUGAAAUAAUGAUAAAUUUGUUGCCUUCCCUGGGUCAUUUUUCUCUGGAGCAAUCAGUUUGUCUUGGUCGAAUGAUGAUCACAAGUGCAUAGUUCAGAUGAUCAAACCAUGAUUACUUGAACAAAAUAGUCUUUCGCUCCUAUCUGACGGCCAUCAAAACAAAUCUGCUCUGGAGAAUCAAACAAUUUUGUCUUCCUUUGAUUUUAUUUUAGCGGCCACUUCGUUAAGCAUUAUCAAUUUUGAAAUUUUCGCUGAUUGUAAAUCCAAAACUGAGAAAGGUCACAGCUGCCACUCUGGAGAAUCAAACCCGUUCAUCAAUUGUAAAUCCAAAACUGAUCAAAUAAUCUGAGCAAAUGAUGAACUCUCAUUAUUUUCAUACUAUUUGACUUGAAAGAAUUGUACAUAUCAGCGACGGUAUCUGAGAACGGUGUCUCUUUAGAAAGUGAUCCUUCCUUGAUUAUACACCCUGAACUGAUCAAAGACUAUGAGCAAAUGAUCCUACAAAGUAGUGCAUCGCUGGAAGCUGACCUGUAGGAAGAUGGAAUCUGCUGUCCUUGAGACCCCACUUUUACAUGGUCUUCCUGAUGAGAUUGCCCUUCUUUGCUUAGCAAGGGUUCCUCGGCAUUGUCAUAAUGCUCUCAGAUGUGUCUCAAGGAGAUGGAAAGCAUUGUUAUGCAGUGAAGAGUGGCACUCUUACCGCAAGCGGAACAAUUUGGACGAGUCUUGGAUAUAUGUGAUAUGUAGGGGUACUGGCUGCAAGUGCUAUGUUCUUGCUCCUGAUCCUGCAACUCGUACCUUGAAAGUCAUCCGAGUCAUGGAACCUCCAUGCUCAGCGCGUGAAGGCAUUUCCAUAGAGGCCUUGGACAGGAAGUUAUUCCUGUUGGGUGGUUGUAGCUGGCUAAAGGAUGCUAAUGAUGAAGUGUAUUGUUAUGAUGCUUCUUCAAAUUCCUGGAGCAAAGCAGCUCCCAUGCCUACUGCUAGGUGUUAUUUUGUAUCAGCAGUUCUGAAAGACAAGCUCUAUGUUACUGGCGGAUUAGGUUUGACGGACAAGUCACCUAAUUCCUGGGACAUUUAUGACAAAGCCACAAACUCCUGGUUUGCGCACAAGAAUCCAAUGCUCACCCCUGACAUAGUCAAGUUUGUGGCCUUGGACGGUGAGCUGGUGACCAUCCACAAGGCUGCCUGGAACAGGAUGUACUUCGCUGGGAUAUACAACCCUGUUGACCAGACCUGGAGGGGCACGGCGAAUGAGAUCGCCUUGUGCUGGUCUGGCCCGACUGUUGUUCUGGAUGAUGGUACCCUCUACAUGCUCGACCAGUCCCUGGGCACGAAGCUGAUGAUGUGGCUGAACGAGACCAAGGAGUGGGUGAUGCUAGGCAGGCUGUCAGACAAGCUCACACGCCCCCCAUGUGAUCUUGUGGCCAUCGGUAGAAAGAUCUACGUGAUUGGCAGGGGGCUGAGCACAGUGACGGUCGAUGUCGACACAGCGGCCAGAGUUGAUGGUUUCCUGGUGUCCACGUCAACUGGCCCGCUAAUGGAGCAUGACUUCCCACCGGAGAGAUGCAGGGUCAUCACCAUCUGAAUAUAUGAAAUAAGGAUGAUCAUUCUUAGUAAAUUUGCUUCAUAUGAUCUGUAACAGUGGAUAUAUAUAUAUUGACUACUCAUUUUGAGAUGGCUGUAUAUCGAUGUUUUAACAGUAACAACAUGAGAGUGCAAUAUACACCUGUGAGUUU